AUGCCGAGCCGCACAGAACUCGAGUUACCCACGCGACCUGUACACCAUUCGUACAAGUACAAAUGGGCUCGACAGGUUGUGCGGGAAAAUCUCGUUGACGACUUCGACAUUUUGAACAAGAAAUUGAAAGACAGCCCAAACCUACGUUCUGCCAACAGUCUCACGCAGCUGGUCACCGACAUCCUACCAGUUGAGAAACUCACUGGGGAUCGUCCAGAGCCCCAAGGGCAGUUCAAGGUUGGUAUAGUCGGUGCAGGUUGUGCAGGACUAUUCACAGCCAUGAUCUUGGACCACAUCAAUGAGAAUAUCACGGACCUCAACAUCACCUACGAUGUUCUCGAGGCUAAUGGAUCCGAGCGUCUUGGUGGGAGGCUCUACACUCAUCAUUUCUCUCCCGAGGAAAAGGACUACUACGAUAUUGGUGCAAUGCGCUUCCCCAAAAUCCCCAUCAUGGACAGGACUUUUCGGCUGUUUGAAAAGUUGGGUAUCGACACGAAACUCAUCCCCUACCAUUUCAAAGAUACGAACGGUGUGUGCCCAGCGUACUAUAACGAUCGUCACACGGUUGGUACCCCUCCUAAAGGAGACGCAUACGCCAUGAACGAAGGGCUUCCUCCAAAUAAUCGGAUACCUGAUCAUCUGAUGCAGCAAGGCUCGAGCAAAGUCAUGGACGAAAUACUUCAUGACUACAAGGAGCAGAUCCAAAAUCAUCUCCAGAAACCCAAGCGUGAUGGAACGAAGAAUGAAAAUGGGAACGCGAAGGCGAAAGACUGGAUACCCUUGAAAAAGGCAGAUUUCAUGAGCACCCGUCAAUACCUCCGCUCAAAGAAAGAUUUGAACUUCAACACCAUUGAGUGGUUGGAAACGUUUGACACUGGGACCGGUUGGUAUGACCAGUCUCUCACAGAAACAGUCCUCGAGUCGCUGGAUUUCGACGAGAACGCCGACUGGUUCUGUAUCAAUGGAGGAUCCCAGCAGGUUGCAACGGAAAUGGUGAAGCAAAUGCGACAAAAGCCCGAGUUUCAUCGUCAAGUGACCGCCAUCACAGCUAGCCCGAAGGGCAAAAGGAGCCUCAAGAUCAAGCACACAGACUCGUCCACAACGGAAACCCGAGACUACUUCGCCAUUUUCAACUCAACCACGCUCGGCGCGCUGCAGCGCAUGGACCUCACCGAAGCCGGUUUGCGCUAUGGCACCAAGCAAGCGAUCCGUUCCCUGGGCUACGGAGCCUCCUGCAAGGUCGCUAUCAAGUUCAAGACGCCGUGGUGGCAGCAAGCCCCGUUCAACAUCAAGAAAGGCGGAAUGGGCAAGACCGACCUCCCAAUCCGCGUCUGCGUCUACCCUUCCUACAACCUCGACACUCCAAAAGACCACUCCGCCGUCCUCCUCUGCUCCUACACAUGGGCGCAAGACGCCGAUCGGAUGGGCUCCCUCAUCUCCCGCUCCUCGCCCUCCUCCGAGGACGAGCUCCGCGAAGUCCUCAUCCACAACCUCACCCUGCUCCACGCCGAAGACAGCACCAAGUACAAACCAGUACGAGACACGAUCGAGGGCGCGUACGAGACCCACCACGCGUACAACUGGAACCAGGACCCGCACACGGCCGGCGCCUUCGCGUACUUCGGGCCCGGCCAGUUCAGCAAGAUGUGGCCCGAAAUCAUCCGGCCGAACGGCUGGCUGUACCUCAUCGGCGAGGCCGCCUCGGCGCACCACGCCUGGGUCGUCGGCUCGCUCGAGUCCUCCGUGCGCGCCGUCUUCCAGAUGCUGCAGUCGCUGCACUGGCAGGACGAGAACUACGCGCCGUACAAGGACGCCAUGCAUUUGCUGGCCACCGCGGAUGGCUCGCCGUUCAGCCCACUGCCGCUGGAAAUGCCGCUACGUCAGGAGGAUGAUACGCCGAAGGACGGCAAGCCUGCGGAUAUGCCAACGAAGGGGAGACCUCUAACCUUUACGUCGGCGCAGGUUGCUUUGGGCUUUUGCGAGUCGUUCGUUCAGGAGAGUGAAGAGGAGCGAAAAUAG
Molecule: messenger RNA, 2019 nt
Organism: Diplodia corticola
Lineage: Eukaryota; Fungi; Ascomycota; Dothideomycetes; Botryosphaeriales; Botryosphaeriaceae
Exons: 5
Coding region: 1-2019 (672 amino acids)
Biological process (GO): amino acid catabolic process
Molecular function (GO): polyamine oxidase activity; L-amino-acid oxidase activity
Source: RefSeq, a predicted model, not a curated record